GUCCCCGAGAUAGGAUGGGACUACUGGGGUUGUAGGUAGUAGCAGAGAAGAAGCAGAAAAAUUUCGCUACGAAAAUGGCAAGAGGUAGCCGGGGACUGAGGAGAGUAGUAGAAUGUAUAAAACAGUUACCGGUCACAGCCAGCAGAGAAACGCCUAAACGGAACUGCGUGAGAUAUCUGUCCUCAUGUGGGAUCCUGAUGACACGGUUGCCGCCUCUUCUGGGGGUCAGGCCCAGAGUCGUCAUGGCCCCCACCCGCUCCUUCUUCAACCUAGCUGACACCUUCAACAAGAGGAAGGAGUACUCAGAGAGACGCAUCAUGGGGUAUUCCAUGUUGGAGAUGUAUGAAGUGGUAGCCGGGGUGGAGAACUACCUUCACUUCGUUCCCUGGUGUAAGAAGUCUGAUGUGGUAUUCCGGCGGUCUGGGUUCUGCAAGGCCAAAUUGACGGUUGGCUUUCCUCCCGUUGUGGAGAACUACACGUCCCUGGUCACCACAGUGCGCCCCCACCUGGUCAAGGCUGCCUGUUCAGACGGGAAACUCUUCAACCACCUGGAGACGGUGUGGCGCUUCAGCCCCGGUCUCCCUGGCUACCCUCGCACCUGCACCGUGGACUUCUCUAUCUCCUUUGAGUUCCGCUCCCUACUGCACUCCCAGCUGGCCACCAUGUUUUUUGACGACGUGGUGAAGCAGAUGGUGUCAGCAUUCGAGCGGCGUGCCGGGAACCUGUAUGGAGCACAGACCACGAUACCCCAAGAGCUCAUGUUUCACGAGGUCCACCACACGUAGCCCCUAUGGUCUUCUCUCUGCGUGCACACACACACACACACACACACACUGUUAUGUGCUUGAACACAGCACUGCCUUAUUAGAACACAACCAACAAUUUUACUGAACUCUAUUAGAUCAUUGAAAUUCCUGGCCCGCUAACAGCCUGCGACUGGACUCUGACCCCCUCUCCAUUAGGUAUGCCCAGAGCCUUGUGCUGUCCUAAUGGGUUGGGCUCAAGUCAUGUCAGAACAGACCUCAUACAAUCCCACUCAGGAGAGGCCCAAAUAAAAUAUUGUGGAUCUUGAAAGGCUGUGGGCUGUGUGUAAGAUACUUUGGUCGGUACAGUAGACCAAUGGAAAGGCAUAUGGGUUCUAAUGGCCUGACCUGGCUAAGGGACGUUGAUGACCUGUUCGUCUAAAUGACCUUAGUAACAAACCCAUCACAUUAAAUAACCUAAUGCUAGGUGGUCAACCUGGUGCUGUAUCAAAGGAUUCUUCUGUUUUUCUUAAAUGAGAAGUGAUAUAAGUAGGUUGGCUAGUGUCGCCAAUGAUGUGAGAUGGAUGUUAUCUAGAGACGUGGUAACGACACUGCAGAGUUGCAGAGCUCCUCCUUCUCUGUCUUGGGAGCAACAUUGUGGAACAGAGUUUAGUUAUGGCACUUGUGCUUUUUUUUUUGUGUGCAAUAUUAUAAUGUUUGGUUUUUAAAUGCAGCAGACUUUUCACUGCGGAUAUCUAUGGGUUUAAAGGGCUCAGACUGGCUAGGUAGGUGCUAACGUGGCACUCUAUUCCCUAUAUAGUGUACCCAGUCAAAGUAGUUCACCAUAUCUAUUACAUUUGACCAAAUGUUAUGGGUACAAUUAUGGAGGCAUCUAUAUGCCAGUCAAAACGCUUGCGUUUACGAUGAGGUGUCUUAACACCCCAGAACCUCUUCAAGAUUCCACUGACCUAGCCACGCCUUUUACCCCGUGGCUUUGGACCUGGUCCUAGUGAUAUCAUAUUUAUCUUUUUAUUUUCUGACAUUAUACUCGUAUAAAGAUAUUUAUUAAGAUGAAUAUAAGAACUCAUGUACAUUUUGUUUUAAGACCACAGAUGAGAAAAGAGUGCACACGGAAAGUGUUGACGUAACUACUGGUAGGUUGUUGGUAUGGUGUGUUGUAAUGCAAAUGGAGGUCAUUCAGUGAGUUGAAUGGGUGAUGUAUCAACUGCAUUGUUUAUAAACUAUUUUUAUAUUAAAAUAA
Esox lucius (northern pike) is the source of this 2004-nucleotide messenger RNA. RefSeq names its product coenzyme Q10B (gene coq10b). Lineage: Eukaryota; Metazoa; Chordata; Actinopteri; Esociformes; Esocidae. Gene Ontology annotation, cellular component: mitochondrion. The transcript has 5 exons. Gene Ontology annotation, biological process: cellular respiration; ubiquinone biosynthetic process. The record is from RefSeq and is a predicted model, not a curated record. Gene Ontology annotation, molecular function: ubiquinone binding. Bases 75 to 785 code for a protein of 236 amino acids.